AGUCUAUCUUGUCUUCUUAGACUGUUAUGUCAAAGAAUGAGCCCGGAACGGAGCUUGUUGUUCGACACCUUCCAACAGACCUUACCGAGGCAUCAUUCAGAGAGCGCAUUUCCGAUUUUUCAGGUGCUAUUGACAAUUUGAUUUAUUUUUCUGGGAAAAAGCAUGCUGGCGUUUAUAUUCACUCGCGUGCAUAUAUAAAUUUCAAAUCAGUUGAAGAACUUUUUAGUUUUGCGCAAAAUUUUGAUCAGUAUGCAUUUACUAAUUCAGCGACAGGAAAAUCCUUUCCAUGCGGCAUCGAAUUUGCUCCUUAUCAACAUGUCAGAAGCAGGCAGCACUUGGUUGAAUGGCUUUCCUCUAACUCUCAUACCAAUAAUCAACAAGAAACUCUCAAAACAGGAGCAGAUCCAUUGCACAAUACCCUCGAUAGAGAUCUGGAUUAUUUGCUCUUUCUAGAACAACUCAAUUCUUCUUCGCUCCCCAAUCCAGAAGAACAAAAAAUUGAAGAAGAUAAUUCCAAAUUAACGCCUUUGGUCGAAGAAAUGAAACAACUAGCCAUCACAAAAGCUAAGUCACUUCAAGUUAAAAACAACGAUCUAGAAAAGCAUCAGAAAACGUCCUCAAGCAGUCCAUCCAGAUCUCAUCAACCCUCAUUUCCGCAAAGGAAAAGAAACAAGAAAAAAGAGGUUUCGCGCAAAUCCCCUUCAGAGACAGGACCUAAAGAUGUCAACACUUCCACUGCAAAACAAAAGGUCCAAAAAAAGGGUAAAGAGAAUAAAUCUCGAAAGUCAGCCGCCAAACGCACCAAUGCAGUAACAGAUAAAAAAGCCAACUCUAAAUCGAAGGAACGAAAAACGAAAGAAAAGGUCUUGAGACCUAAGAAACAACCGGAAUCAAAAAUAUGAUCGCUUCGCUCUAUUAUCGGUCUGCUCCGCGUGAGAUGUGCCAAAAAAUUAUCUUUUGACCAAAGCAACUGCUGGCACGCUUUUAUGUGUAGAAAGAACUGUAUAACAGCCUUUUCUUAACGACUCUAUUAGUUCUUUUGUGCAUUAGUGAAAAAAUAUGGACUGGUUCAAAAGCGACUGUCAUAAAUCCUUCAGUUUCUCUUACACCAGAAAAAAGCAUGGGUUCAUAUAUUUUCUUCAUCUCCGCUCAGCCAUCCUACUAAUACUGAUAAGAUGAAAACUAGGCACGUGUCCUAUUGCCUAGUAAAACCCGCCAUUAAAUAUCGUCAGUUUACCUAUCGUGGAAUUGGACCUCUAUGUACUCUAAAUUCACCAAGGGAAAAUAUAGUUCGCUUAUGCAUUCUGGA
Schistocerca gregaria is the source of this 1309-nucleotide messenger RNA. RefSeq names its product regulator of nonsense transcripts 3B-like. The record is from RefSeq and is a predicted model, not a curated record. Gene Ontology annotation, molecular function: mRNA binding. Bases 27 to 902 code for a protein of 291 amino acids. The transcript is spliced from 3 exons. Gene Ontology annotation, cellular component: cytoplasm; nucleolus. Gene Ontology annotation, biological process: nuclear-transcribed mRNA catabolic process, nonsense-mediated decay; positive regulation of translation. Lineage: Eukaryota; Metazoa; Arthropoda; Insecta; Orthoptera; Acrididae.